Messenger RNA from Coffea eugenioides, 2354 nucleotides. Its product is annotated as cytochrome c biogenesis protein CCS1, chloroplastic. Lineage: Eukaryota; Viridiplantae; Streptophyta; Magnoliopsida; Gentianales; Rubiaceae. The transcript is spliced from 8 exons. The record is from RefSeq and is a predicted model, not a curated record. Bases 139 to 1929 code for a protein of 596 amino acids.
CUCGCCCCAACCCCACUUUACGGUUAAAAGUCGUUACACAUCACCCAAUCUCCUCUCCAGUCUUGCCGAAGCUGCAACAGCAGCAGCAAGAAGUCAAGAAGGCAUGGUGUAGUGUAGUAGCAGCUUGUUUUUGCAUCAAUGGCUUCUCUCCACUUGACUUCGUCCAGGCCCCAAUCCCAAUCUAUUCCAUUAUCUAAACUUCAGAAUGGCACUACUAGUUGUUAUACCAAAACAAGAUGCUGCUACUACGGCUACUAUCCCUUUUUUCCUAAGCCUCCAUUCUCGCUCCGGAAUUCACAAAUUAGGUACAGUUUCUGCUGCAGGAAUAACGGUCUAGCUUUGGGCUUUACCGUAUCAUAUAAGCUCGAAACCUCGAAAGAUAAUGUUUUGACGCAGAGCAAGAAGAAGAAGAAGAAGGAGGAGGGGGAUAAGAAGAGCAAGAUUGUAGUCCCGGAGUCCAAUGAGGUGCCUUCGCUUUCAGAGGAGGGACCCGCUGGAAUAAGUAAUGGCGGCACCCGACAACCGGCGACUCGGAAGACCCAGUUGGGAGGGGUUGGAGGGUCAUGGAAGAGUAGUAUUUGGAGGAGGGUGUUGGCUAUUCUCUCUAAUUUGCCUUUGGCUCUAGCAGAAAUGGCCGCUGUUGCUGCCCUGAUGGCUUUGGGGACUGUGAUUGAUCAAGGCGAGACCCCGGACUUUUAUUUUCGCAAGUAUCCUGAAGAUAAUCCUGUCCUGGGAUUCUUCACGUGGAGAUGGGUUCUCACCCUUGGUUUCGAUCACAUGUUUACGUCCCCCAUUUUCUUUGGAACUUUGGUUCUCUUGGGAGCAUCACUCAUGGCUUGUACGUACACUACCCAGAUCCCCCUUGUCAGAGUAGCAAGAAGAUGGUCUUUCUUAUACUCGGCUGAGGUGAUUCGGAAGCAGGAAUACACUGACACUCUACCUCAAGCGUCGAUUAAGGAUUUGGGUGUCAUUCUGAUGGGAGCUGGAUAUGAGGUAUUCUUGAAAGGACCAUCUUUGUAUGCCUUUAAGGGUUUGGCUGGUCGGUUUGCUCCAAUUGGAGUACAUUUAGCACUGCUGCUGAUAAUGGCCGGAGGAACUCUCAGUUCUGCUGGUAGCUUUAGAGGAUCGGUAACAGUUCCACAAGGCCUAAAUUUUGUUGUAGGAGAUGUACUGGGACCCAGUGGAUUUUUAUCUAUGCCAUCAGAGGCGUUCAACACAGAAGUUCAUGUCAAUAGGUUUUACAUGGACUAUUAUGACAGUGGAGAGGUAAGACAGUUCCACACUGACCUUUCACUACUUGACCUCAAUGGCAAGGAGGUGAUGAGGAAAACUAUAAGUGUGAAUGAUCCAUUGAGGUAUGGAGGAAUCACUAUAUACCAGACAGACUGGAGUCUUUCAGCAGUUCAAAUAUUGAAGGAUAAUGAAGGGCCAUUCAAUUUGGCAAUGGCACCUCUUCAAAUCAAUGGUGACAAGAAACUCUAUGGAACAUUCCUGCCUAUUGGAGAUGUUAAUUCUCCUGAUGUGAAGGGAAUAUCAAUGCUAGCUCGUGAUCUCCAGUCAAUUGUCCUCUAUGAUCAACAAGGAAAGUUUGUUGGAGUAAGACGGCCAAACUCAAAGCUCCCAAUUGACAUAGAUGGCAUUAAAAUUGUCAUUGUUGAUGCAAUUGGUAGUACUGGGCUGGACAUAAAGACUGACCCUGGGGUGCCAAUUGUUUAUGCUGGUUUUGGUGCUUUAAUGCUCACAACUUGCAUCAGUUUUUUAUCUCACUCACAGAUUUGGGCCUUGCAAGACGGUACAGAGGUGAUUAUUGGAGGCAAGACAAAUCGUGCAAAAGGUGAAUUUCCAGAGGAGAUGAAUCUCUUACUUGAUCAAGUCCCUGAAUUAGUUGAAUCAUCUUCUCCUAAGCAAUCUGAUGUUAUCAGUGGCUGAUGUAACACUCUACGCUGGGACAAAGAAGCAUCUUAAGAUGAAAUUUUCAGCUAAUGCACACACACUGCAUUAGGAAUAUGAUGCAGGAAAUUGUCAAUAGGGUUUGACUUGACUGCUCAAGAUAUUGGUGCAUCGAGCUUGAUUGAAGAUAAUCCAGAUAUUGUUUUCACUCUCGUCACAUAUCCCAAGGAUUUAAAGUAUGCUUGUCAACUUGUCUGACUUUCGCAUCAGAUGAUUCAUGAAGCAAAUUCUUGACACUGGUAGAUCAAUCAAAUUUGUAUACCAAUAUUCUUUAAUCUCAGGCAUCUUUCAUGUGGGGUGUUGGGCUGGUUUGAAGUCUUUGGUUUACUUAGGUUAUUUGCAUUGUAUAGUUAAUAUCAUUAGUCAUACAUAUGUGAAUAAGCAGCAAAUUAUUUUUCAUCCAA